Ooceraea biroi (clonal raider ant) is the source of this 711-nucleotide messenger RNA. RefSeq lists its product as uncharacterized. Lineage: Eukaryota; Metazoa; Arthropoda; Insecta; Hymenoptera; Formicidae. The record is from RefSeq and is a predicted model, not a curated record. Gene Ontology annotation, molecular function: nucleic acid binding.
CAUUUGCAGUAUGUUUUUCGCAUAUUUGUGUUAAUUAUCAAUGAAAUACAUGUAGGGUUCCUCGCGCAGUGUCGGCGGAAUAUUUCUUUCUCCGACAGCAUCCUGUGGACGGACGAGGCUACUUUCACGCCGAACGGCGUGUUUAAUUCGCGGAACUUUUUGCAGUGGCAAGAAGAAAAUCCACACGCCAUUCGACAAGGCGCAUUUCAGUAUCGAUGGACCAUAAAUGUUUGGGCCGGCGUAAUUGGAGAUCGAGUGAUCGGUCCGUAUUUCCUUCCGCCGCGAUUAAACGGGCAAGUAUAUGCAGCAUUUCUUGAAAAUCAACUUCCCUUGCUCCUCGAGGAUGUCCCUCUCGACGUACGAGGGAAGUUGAUUUAUCAACAUGAUGGGGCUCCUGCACAUUAUAGCAGACAAGUGCGGAAUAUUUUAGACGCGCGUUUUCCGAAAAGGUGGAUCGGUCGAGGUGGCCCAAUCACCUGGCCGGCACGGUCGCCUGAUUUAAAUGUUUUAGACUAUUUUGUAUGGGGGUGCAUUAAAACUGCGAUAGAGCACUGGCGUGAAGGUACAGAACAAGAAGUCCGUGAAGCUAUUGUUGCGGCCUUCGAUACCAUCACGCCGGACAUGGCGUACCGUGCGACGCGCAAUAUUAGUCGAAGAGCCGAAAUCUGUGUACAAGAGGGAGGAAGGCACUUCGAACAAUUUUUACAUUAA